GUUGCACUGAAUCUUGUUUUAUUAUUCGAUUGUUUGAUCCCACGGUGAGUCCCCGUUGUUACGCUCUUGUAGCAUCUAAACCUUGACAUUGCAGAGAAAAUGAACCGGAUAGGACGCCAGCUCUUUGUCCUAGGAUCAAACCGAGGUGUAUUACGACAAGAAAAAGUUCUCCGAGGAAAUAUUGUUCAAACUUGUAAUAUUUCCACUCUUGACUCGAUGUAUGAAAAGAUGAUUAGUCUUCCCGCAGUUCAUUACAUUGAAGAUUCAUUAGUUCAAUUUCAUGACGUCACAGGUAUACCCUGGUACGGUACAAUAAUAUUAUGUACGGCUAGCCUGAGACUAAUGAUAUCCCUCCCAGCCCAGACUACUUCACAGAAGGUUGCCAGUAAACGGUUUCUCCUCUUCAAAGAAAUGGAGGAAAUUAUAAUCCCGUCUUUACGCCGUGCUACAGAUCAACAAGUUUUGGUAAAUCGUUGGACGAAAGAGAAGGCUGUGAAGAGUUUCAAUAGAGUUGCGGCGCAAAUUAAAAGUCAGAAAGUUAUAGAGUACAACUGUCACAUGUCGAAACUAUUUAUACCUUUAUAUGUACAGAUUCCUGUCUGGGUGUUCACCUCUAUAGGGAUCCGAAACCUGGCCCUUAUGCGGGAGACCCAGGAGAGGUUUCUAACCGUACCAGUUCAAGAACGGUAUAUUCAACUAGCUGCAGAAGGAGCGUUAUGGUUUCCUAAUCUGACGGUUCCCGAUAUAUCCUUAAUUCUCCCGUUCAUCGUCGGUUCAUCCUUCGCCUUGAAUAUAUUUAUCUCCUCCUGUCGGAUCAAAUCCUCGGAGAAAACUGAAACCAAAUACUCCAAAGUUAUAACUUAUUUUCUCUACGCUAUCUCAGCACUGAUGGUUCCUUUAGCGGCUGUUCAACCCUCAGCUCUAGCUCUAUACUGGGCAACUAGCGGAGUAGUCGGGGUUGGGAUGAAUCUUCUCCUCCUCUCUCCAACGUAUAGAAAACUUGUGAACAUCCCUAAAAUAUCAAAAGAUUCUGAAACACCCUAUGUUGAUCUUAAAGAAAAUAUGUUAGCUAAACUAACUUUUAAAAGAAGAGAAUAAGACUGGAGUCCUUUUUUAUUAAAAAUGAAUUUUAAAAAAAUUUGCAGAAAAA
This is a messenger RNA of Eurytemora carolleeae, 1150 nucleotides long. Its product is annotated as mitochondrial inner membrane protein COX18. NCBI's taxonomy places the organism in Eukaryota, Metazoa, Arthropoda, Copepoda, Calanoida, Temoridae. The record is from RefSeq and is a predicted model, not a curated record. Gene Ontology annotation, biological process: protein insertion into mitochondrial inner membrane from matrix; mitochondrial respiratory chain complex IV assembly. The transcript has 6 exons. Gene Ontology annotation, cellular component: mitochondrial inner membrane. Bases 100 to 1098 code for a protein of 332 amino acids. Gene Ontology annotation, molecular function: membrane insertase activity.